Molecule: messenger RNA, 3062 nt
Organism: Porites evermanni
Lineage: Eukaryota; Metazoa; Cnidaria; Anthozoa; Scleractinia; Poritidae
Source: the annotation of a GenBank genome assembly
AUGGCCGCGUCCAAAGAUAUUCUUUUCUGGACUCCCAGCGGACAAUUACUUCGAAAUAAACGCACUAUUCCCGUCACAAACAUCGCUGAGCUAGUUGAGUAUGUGUUACUCCCUCAUAACAAUAAGGUUACCAUGCCUCGUGCGCUGAAUACGUUUCUAGAUGGACUUGCAGAGUUAGGAAUCGAUAAAGGUUUAAUCAAGAACAAAAAGUUGUUAAGUGAUUUAAUAGAAAAGGAAAAAGGCUACCAAAAUGUAGAAAACACUUCCGAUAACGAGAGUAAUAUAUAGAUUUAGCCAGGGCUAAAAGCGAAGCUCCUGCUAACUCGAAUUUAUAAUUUGAAUCAAACAAUUGUAAAUUUGUAUUCCACAAAUCAGUUAACUUUAGAGCACAUUCAUGUGACUUUUGACGGAAAGGCUAAGUAAUUUUAGAGAAAAAAAAAUUUGCAAACAGUCCAAGCUAAGAGUGAAAUUAAUCUUGCAUCGACUUGAUAACCUUAUACGUACACCUAAAAAAUAGCAUAGCCAUAAUGGUUCUUGAUCACAGUACAUUAGGAAAACAAAUCAGGCCGAAUUUUUUGCGUUCGACAAGUUUACUUUACAAAAUCUUGCCAACAAGUCUGGGGACGUAUAAACCAACCUUUUAUACCUUUUAUACAUCACAUCUGAAGUGAAAUAGUACCAUGAGGCGCUGUUUUUCUCAUACAGACCUCGGACCUCGCGGCAUUUUGACUACUCCUGCAAGCUAUGUUCAUGAGCGACUGAAAACAAACGGCACAACAGCGAUCAAAAUUGCAAAAGAGACUACUAACAAUCAAUAAUGUUUUAAGCCGGCUUCCCGGUGUUUGCGUUUUUCAAAGAUGAACUCGAGGCAAGAAAAUCGCUCAAAGCUUUCUUUUACAGCCAGAAUUAUAACUAAAUAUUCUUUGGAACGUUUUCUUUCUAUUUGCGGUGAGAAAAUGUCUGAAGGCUUUUUAAAGUUCUAUAAGCUUAUAAUCAAACCUGAUACCCGGUCAGAUCAUUGUCUCAAAUCUUACAAACGUGCAUAAACUAAAUAGCCCCAUAAACUACACUCGACUUCAUUGAAUUAGAUAUAAAAAACAAACAUCAAAUAAAAUAAUUACUCAGACUUACCAUUCGAGAUGCACUGAAAACUAUCAAGUAAGGCCAAAAGCGCCUCAGACUUUUCAACCCUCUUACGCAUCAAGCAAGGUGAAAAACGAAAACGAUGCCAUCCGAAAUCUGAUUUCCCACUUUGACAAGCGACGUAUUUCUGAACCAACAAGACGCCUGAAGUCGUUUCUGUGGGAUGCGUUGGUCUAUGGAAGCAUAAUGGCGUUCUAUCUAGGUUAAUGGAACAAAACAAAACAAAACUUCCGCUUGCUUUAUUCAGGGUCGAACCGAGGGUUACAAAGUUCGAUAAAGUUCCAAUGUUUUAAUCCAAGAUGAACGUUUAAUAUUCCAAGAUGCUCUUGAUACGGUUAAAAAUUAAUUGCAAUGUGUUUCCAAGGUCUUAAAGUUAACAUAGAUCCAAUGAUUAUCCCUGAUUCCAAGGUAUAAUAAGUUUACUCAUGUCCUGAUACGUGUCCCAUCCAGAAGUCCAAUCCAUGCCGAAAGCGAGUCGUCGAUCGACGAGGACAAUAUUUUCGCGAUUUCAACGCCAAUCGUCAAGGGUACGAGUUGAAAUUUACGCGAUUUAACCUCCCAUUGUCAAGGUGUUUUCGAUAAGAAAAGAAAAAAACUGAACUCUAGCUGUUCUCGGCAACAACUGGCGAACUCCGAAUAGAAAAAUCUAUCGGAAAUCACCGCCCGCAACCAGACGCUACUAAAACCUUAUGAAAAAGCUGGGCCAAAACAAAAAAGAAUCAUGAAGGAAAGAAACAAUUUGGCUUAGGUCGCCUUUCGUGACUUGCCAGUAUCCCGAAGGAUUUCGCCGGUUAACAAGCCAUCCUAAACCACGAGUGGGAAAACUCAAGCGCGACAAGAUUUGGCAAGGAACGUUCUGAUUUCAACGUUCUUCAGAGGAAGCAAAUCGAUUAAAAAUCGAUACAGAUUUUGUACAAUCUGAUUGGUCAGCUUGGAAGAAGAGAUAAUCGAUAAAGAUUUUACGCAAUCCGAUUGGCUGGCUUUGCAAUUUUGGGUACACCCGAAGCGGAUUUUUACCGUGGGAGUGCCACAGGCAUCCCACGGAAAAACCCGAUAAACAAACUAGCCAUGAAUAACAGAAGACCCUUGAUGGCAGCUGAAUUUCAUUUUGUGCAAUGUUCAGUGGAAAAAGACAGUUAAAAACAUCACAAGUUGACACAAAACUCUGUCAGCUUCAGCUGUCAAAGUGAACAAGAUUCAAGAUGCUGCAUUAAUUUUCCGCAUGAACUCACCUGUCAAAUUUUGACCAAUCAGACCAUAAAAAUUGGACGUAGAGCGUGACCAACGCGUAACCUUGGCGAGAAAAGUCAAAAGCAACUGGCAUGUCUUCCCUGCCUGUAAAAACUGGCUGAAUCUUAGCUUCCGAGGUCAGUUUGAAAUGAAAAUUUUAAUUGUGCGGCACAUAUAAAACACAACAUAUUUCAUAUGAAUUGAAAAAAUUAAACUUGAGCCUGCAAUCAUUUGAAAACUAAUGGUGUAACUUGUCAGCGGAUAACUUCAAAAAAUACUCGACCUCGAUGGGUUGACACCUGAUCCCGCGAUACGGUCAGGUGAUACUGGUAAGCGGGACCCUGUUUUGACAGCUUUAAAUUGAUCACAACGUUGAUGUGCAAUAUGUGUGCAAUAUCAGUCUUCCAGUGCUCCCAAACUAGCUAAAAAGUGAGGAGGAGAUAUGAGGAGAGUUCAUCGGGCAUUGAAAAUCAGGAGGAGGAGGAGGAAGUGGCUUCUGAGAAUGGCGUUGAAGCUGAAGGCACCCAAGAGAGCGACAACGACAGUGAAAACGACAGUCACCAAACAGAAAGUAGUAGCCCCGAAUGUCCACCGCCUUUCUCUCUAAAUGUCCUUGUGAACAUUGUGAGAACUCUAAUGUGUAGUGGACAUUGAUCAUGAAAUGUGCUAAAUGCUUUUGGCGCGAUUAG